Molecule: messenger RNA, 865 nt
Organism: Pieris brassicae (large cabbage white)
Lineage: Eukaryota; Metazoa; Arthropoda; Insecta; Lepidoptera; Pieridae
Gene: GOBP1
Product: general odorant-binding protein 1-like
Exons: 3
Coding region: 1-501 (166 amino acids)
Molecular function (GO): odorant binding
Source: RefSeq, a predicted model, not a curated record
AUGUCUGAGUAUAUGAGAAGGGUGAUAGUGUGGUUGGCGCUUAGCUGCGUGGUACAAGUCUGGGGCUCCGCUGACAUCAUGAAGGACGUUACGCUCGGCUUCGGAGAAGCGCUGCAGCAUUGCAGAGAAGAGAGUCAACUGACCGAAGAGAAACUGGAGGAAUUCUUCCACUUUUGGAGAGAUGACUUUAAGUUUGAGGAUCGCGAGUUAGGAUGCGCUAUCAAGUGUAUGAGCAGACAUUUCAAUCUGCUGACUGAUUCCCAUCGAAUGCAUCAUGAGAACACUAAUAAAUUCAUCCAGUCAUUUCCAAACGGUGAGAUGCUUUCGAAGCAAAUGGUGCAAAUAAUUCACACAUGUGAACAAAAGUUCGAUUCAGUGGAGGACCAUUGCUGGCGGAUUUUGCGCAUCGCUGAAUGCUUCAAACUCGCUUGUGUUGCAGCUGACAUUGCGCCCUCUAUGGAACUGCUAAUGGCUGAAUUUAUUAUGGAAGCUGAAAAUUAAUUGUAUUUUUAAGAUGUGUUUGAAACAUUAAUAUUAUAUAUUGGGAAAGUAGAAAGACUAGCCUAUAAAUAGACAAUAAGUCUAUGGUUUAUUUUUUGUAACUAUUUGGAUAUUGUUAUUUAUGAAAAGGCGUCAAUCAUAUAUUGCAUGACGCCUGUCUAUAAGUAGAAGAAGGCUGUUUUGUACCUAGUAGAAACUAUGUAUGCUGCUUUAAAGUAUACCUAAGGGGUUUUGUGUUUAUCUUAAUUAUAUUUUAAUGUAAUAUUUGUUAAUAAUUUAGUAAUUAUAAGACGAGUGUAUUUUACUUUUGACACUAGCUUUGUACCAAGGAUAUAACGAUGUAAAACUCUACUAUGAGAUGGAC